AUGAAGUCUUUUACUCUCUCGAGCAUUCUUUUUCUGACUUGUGUUCGUGCGGUGACGACAACUGGAGAUUUCACUGCCUUGAGCUUCAACGUCGCUGGCCUGCCUUCAAUCCUGCAGUCUAACGAUGUUGAAGGCGACAAGACUGAGAAUGCAGAGAAACUCGGCACAUAUUUUUCGGAAUAUGGCUACGACAUUAUCCAGAUGCAGGAGGAUUUCAAUUACCAUGCCUAUAUCUACAAAACCGACGACCAUACCUACCGAACCGCGACAUCCGGUGGAGCUGGAAUUGGAAGCGGUCUGAAUACCAUCUCUAACUACGAAUGGGUGGAUUUCACUCGUGUGGAGUGGGACGAUUGCUCUAAUGACUCUGGUUCGGAUUGUCUCACUCCGAAGGGCUUCACUUUCAUGCGUUGGAAUCCCGCCGAUGGUGUUUACAUCGACUUCUACAACCUCCAUGCGGAUGCUGGAACCGAAGAUGGAGACGAGACUGCCCGAAACAGCAAUCUCCAGCAAGUCGCCGAUUACAUUGAGACCUGGUCCACCGGAAACGCCGUCGUCGUCAUGGGCGACACCAAUAGCCGCUACACUCGGAGCGCAGACACUGGAAUCCGCGUCUUGAAGUCACAGAACAGUCUGACCGACACUUGGGUCGAGCUGGAACAGAGCGGUGUUUACCCCACAGCUGGCGCAGAUGCAUCGGUAUGCGAUAAUCCCUCAACAACCGAGACCUGCGAGACAGUCGACAAAACCUUGUACCGAGGUUCCGAUAUUUUAUCUGUUUCAGCGACAGGAUUCCGCUACGACGGUAACAGCUUCUUGAAUACCGAGGGCAAUUACCUCGGCGCAGUGCUUUCCGACCACAACCCGGUACUGGUGAACUUCACCUGGUCCAGUUCGGGCUCUCUUCGACAAAGCCAGUUAUCCGGUGGUCCACACGGAGACUGGUUCAACGACUUGCCCAACAUUCCCUCAUCUCCAGUCGUCUCUAACAUUACAUUCCGUGGUGCCAACCGACUCGACGCGGUUGCUUUGACUCUGAGUGACGGCACGUCGUUCAGCCAUGGCGGUACUGGUGGGACGGAGGUGUCGCUCACACUUGGAUCGGGCGAGUACUGGACUGAGACUAAACUGUGCACUGGAACGUACAACAGUCACACUCGCAACUUCUAUAUAAAGGCCACGACCAGCGCCAAAAAUACCUUGGAGGUUGGUACCUCUACUAACAACUGCAGCACUUUCACGGCUGAUGAUGGAUUCGCGGUGGUUGGUUUUAUGGGCCAGGAUGGGGAUGAGAUGGAUCAGUUGGCAUUGAUUUAUGCUGCCUAUUAG
This is a messenger RNA of Penicillium argentinense, 1329 nucleotides long. Its product is annotated as endonuclease/exonuclease/phosphatase family protein. NCBI's taxonomy places the organism in Eukaryota, Fungi, Ascomycota, Eurotiomycetes, Eurotiales, Aspergillaceae. Gene Ontology annotation, cellular component: cytoplasm. Bases 1 to 1329 code for a protein of 442 amino acids. The transcript has 3 exons. The record is from RefSeq and is a predicted model, not a curated record. Gene Ontology annotation, molecular function: sphingomyelin phosphodiesterase activity.